Molecule: messenger RNA, 738 nt
Organism: Ipomoea triloba (trilobed morning glory)
Lineage: Eukaryota; Viridiplantae; Streptophyta; Magnoliopsida; Solanales; Convolvulaceae
Product: kiwellin-1-like
Exons: 1
Coding region: 36-602 (188 amino acids)
Source: RefSeq, a predicted model, not a curated record
CAUACAUUAGCAGAGAAAACAAGAAAUUGAAAACCAUGAAAGCCUUUCUCUUUCUCAUGCUGGCUCUUGCCUGCAUAACACAAUCUUGCGUGGCCGCGAGCAGGCUGGCGGCGGCCGGAGCCUGCACGCCGAGCGGCAAGAUACGAGGAAAAAAGCCGCCGCCGGGGGAGUGUAACCAAGAGAACGGCUCAGACUGCUGCAAGGCUGGCAAAAUGUACACCACCUACAAAUGCUCCCCUCCGGUGACCGGAAACACGAAGGCCACUCUCACCCUUAACAGCUUCCAGAAAGGCGGCGACGGCGGCGGCCCAUCGGAAUGCGACAACCAGUACCACUCAGACGACAUGCCCGUGGUGGCGCUUUCCACUGGAUGGUACAGCGGAGGGAGCAGAUGUCUGAAUCACAUCAAGAUCAGCGCUAAUGGCAGAAGCGUGAGGGCUAUGGUGGUGGACGAGUGUGACUCCACGAUGGGGUGCGACGAUGAACACGAUUAUCAGCCGCCAUGUGAGAACAACAUUGUUGAUGCUUCUAAGGCUGUGUGGGAGGCUUUGGGGUUAGACCAGAACGAAGGAGAGCAUGAUAUCACUUGGACUGAUGCCUAAUAUAUAGGCUAAUACAAUUACCUGGAAAUAUUCUUAUAGUUUACGACAUUGCUAUAUAUACAUGGAUUAUUGUAUGUCUACUGUAGGAUGAUGUAUGAGUGUGAUAUUGAUAAUAAAAGUAUUUUUAUAGAUAAAA